This is a messenger RNA of Ailuropoda melanoleuca (giant panda), 6917 nucleotides long. RefSeq names its product ubiquitin specific peptidase 32 (gene USP32). NCBI's taxonomy places the organism in Eukaryota, Metazoa, Chordata, Mammalia, Carnivora, Ursidae. Gene Ontology annotation, cellular component: Golgi apparatus. Gene Ontology annotation, molecular function: cysteine-type deubiquitinase activity; calcium ion binding. The coding region runs from base 178 to 4782 and encodes 1534 amino acids. The transcript is spliced from 33 exons. Gene Ontology annotation, biological process: protein deubiquitination. The record is from RefSeq and is a predicted model, not a curated record.
UCGGCAUGGAGGCGGUGGCGGCGGCCGGGAGGAGCUGCCGGGGUAGAAGCCGCACUUGUUAGUGUGGGGGGAGGAGGGGGCUGGGGGACGCCGACACCGUCACCCAGGGACGCCGAGUCGGGGGGGGGGUGGGGGCGAGAUCAGGCUCCGACCCCCGGCCGAGGGGAUGAGGGGAGCAUGGGCGCCAAGGAGUCACGGAUCGGAUUCCUCAGCUACGAGGAGGCGCUGAGGAGAGUUACAGAUGUAGAGCUGAAACGACUGAAAGAUGCCUUUAAAAGGACCUGUGGACUCUCAUACUAUAUGGGCCAGCACUGCUUCAUCAGGGAAGUGCUUGGGGAUGGAGUGCCUCCAAAAGUUGCUGAGGUAAUCUUUAUAGGUGAAAAGGUAAACUAUGAAAAGUUUAGAAAUUGGCUUCUUCUAAACAAAGAUGCUUUUACCUUCUCUCGUUGGCUACUAUCUGGAGGUGUUUAUGUGACCCUCACUGAUGAUAGUGAUACUCCCACUUUCUACCAAACUCUCGCUGGAGUCACACAUUUGGAGGAAUCAGACAUCAUUGAUCUGGAGAAACGCUGUUGGUUGCUAAAGGCUCAAUCCCGGACUGGACGAUUUGAUUUAGAGACAUUUGGCCCAUUGGUUUCACCACCCAUUCGUCCAUCUCUAAGUGAAGGUUUGUUUAAUGCUUUUGAUGAAAAUCGUGACAAUCACAUAGAUUUUAAGGAGAUAUCUUGUGGGUUAUCAGCCUGUUGCAGGGGACCCCUGGCUGAAAGACAAAAAUUUUGCUUCAAGGUGUUUGAUGUUGACCGUGAUGGAGUUCUCUCUAGGGUUGAACUGAGGGACAUGGUGGUUGCACUUUCAGAGGUGUGGAAGGACAACCGCACAGAUGAUAUCCCGGAGUUACAUACAGAUCUAUCUGGCAUUGUAGAAGGCAUAUUGAAUGCACAUGACACCACAAAGAUGGGCCAUCUUACUCUAGAAGACUAUCAGAUCUGGAGUGUGAAAAAUGUUCUUGCCAAUGAAUUUUUGAAUCUACUUUUCCAGGUAUGUCACAUAGUUCUGGGGUUAAGACCAGCUACUCCAGAAGAGGAAGGACAAAUUAUUAGAGGAUGGUUAGAACGAGAGAGCAGGUAUGGUCUGCAACCAGGACACAAUUGGUUUAUCAUCUCCAUGCAGUGGUGGCAGCAGUGGAAAGAAUAUGUCAAAUAUGAUGCCAGCCCUGUUGUAAUUGAGCCAUCAUCUGUUCUGAAUGGAGGAAAAUACUCAUUUGGAACAGCAGUACAUUGUAUAGAGCAGAGUGAAGAUAGAAUCGGAGGAGGCAGCCUCAGUUCUGUGAACACCACAGAAGAGAAAUUUUCAGACAACAUUUCUUCUGCAUCUGAAGCCUCAGAAACUGCUGGCAGUGGCUUUCUGUAUUCUGCCAUACCAGGGGCAGAUAUGUGCUUUGCUCGACAACAUAACACUUCUGACAAUAACAACCAGUGUUUGCUAGGAGCCAAUGGGAAUAUUUUGUUGCAUCUCAAUCCUCAGAAACCAGGGGCUAUUGAUAACCAGCCACUAGAAACUCAAGAACCUGUAAAGGCUACAUCACUAACACUAGAAGGAGGACGAUUAAAACGAACCCCACAGCUGAUCCACGGAAGAGAUUAUGAAAUGGUCCCAGAACCUGUGUGGAGAGCACUUUAUCACUGGUAUGGAGCAAACCUGGCUCUACCUAGACCUGUGAUCAAGAAUAGCAAAACAGAAAUCCCAGAGCUGGAGUUAUUUCCUCGCUAUCUUCUCUUCCUAAGACAGCAGCCUGCCACUCGGACACAGCAGUCUAACAUCUGGGUGAAUAUGGGAAAUGUACCUUCUCCGAAUGCGCCACUAAAGCGGGUCUUAGCCUAUACAGGCUGUUUUAGUCGAAUGCAGACCAUCAAGGAAAUUCAUGAAUAUCUGUCUCAAAGGCUACGCAUCAAAGAGGAAGAUAUGCGCCUCUGGCUCUACAACAGUGAGAAUUACCUUACUCUUCUGGAUGAUGAGGAUCAUAGAUUGGAAUAUUUGAAAAUCCAAGAUGAGCAGCAUCUGGUAAUUGAAGUUCGCAAUAAAGAUAUGAGUUGGCCUGAGGAAAUGUCCUUUAUAGCAAACAGUAGUAAAAUAGAUAGACACAAGGUUCCUACAGAAAAAGGAGCCACUGGUCUGAGUAACCUGGGAAACACUUGUUUCAUGAACUCAAGCAUCCAGUGUGUUAGUAACACACAGCCACUGACACAAUAUUUUAUCUCAGGGAGACAUCUUUAUGAACUUAACAGGACAAAUCCCAUUGGUAUGAAGGGGCAUAUGGCUAAAUGCUAUGGGGAUUUAGUGCAGGAACUUUGGAGCGGAACUCAGAAGAAUGUUGCCCCAUUAAAGCUCAGGUGGACCAUAGCAAAAUAUGCUCCCAGGUUUAAUGGGUUUCAGCAACAAGACUCCCAAGAACUUCUGGCUUUUCUCUUGGAUGGUCUUCAUGAAGAUCUCAACCGAGUCCAUGAGAAGCCAUAUGUGGAAUUGAAGGACAGCGAUGGCCGACCAGACUGGGAAGUAGCUGCAGAGGCCUGGGACAACCAUCUGAGAAGGAAUAGAUCAAUUGUUGUAGAUUUGUUCCAUGGGCAGCUGAGGUCCCAAGUCAGAUGCAAGACAUGUGGGCAUAUAAGUGUCCGAUUUGACCCUUUCAAUUUUUUGUCUUUGCCACUACCAAUGGACAGUUACAUGCACUUAGAAAUAACAGUUAUUAAGCUGGAUGGUACUACCUCUGUACGAUACGGACUACGACUGAAUAUGGAUGAAAAGUAUACAGGAUUAAAAAAACAGCUGAGCGAUCUCUGUGGGCUUAAAUCAGAACAAAUCCUUCUUGCGGAAGUACAUGGUUCCAAUAUAAAGAAUUUCCCUCAAGACAACCAAAAAGUACGACUCUCAGUGAGUGGAUUUUUGUGUGCAUUUGAAAUCCCCAUUCCUGGAUCUCCAAUUUCAGCUUCUAGUCCAAUACAGACAGAUUUCUCCUCUUCCCCAUCUACAAACGGAAUGUUCACUCUAACCACCAAUGGGGACUUGCCCCGACCAAUAUUCAUACCCAAUGGAAUGCCAAACACUGUUGUGCCAUGUGGAACUGAGAAGAACUUCACAAAUGGAGUGGUGAAUGGUCAUAUGCCAUCUCUUCCUGACAAUUCCUUUACAGGCUACAUCAUCGCAGUCCACCGAAAAAUGAUGAGGACAGAACUGUAUUUCCUUUCAUCUCAGAAGAAUCGCCCCAGCCUCUUUGGAAUGCCACUGAUUGUCCCAUGUACUGUGCAUACCCGGAAGAAGGACUUGUAUGAUGCAGUUUGGAUUCAGGUGUCUCGAUUAGCCAGCCCACUCCCACCUCAGGAAGCCAGUAACCAUGCUCAGGAUUGUGAUGACAGUAUGGGCUAUCAAUAUCCCUUCACUCUACGAGUUGUGCAGAAAGAUGGGAACUCCUGUGCCUGGUGCCCAUGGUAUAGAUUUUGCAGAGGCUGUAAAAUUGAUUGUGGGGAAGACAGAGCUUUCAUCGGAAAUGCCUAUAUUGCUGUGGAUUGGGACCCCACAGCUCUUCACCUCCGCUAUCAGACAUCACAGGAGAGGGUUGUCGAUGAGCAUGAGAGUGUGGAACAGAGUCGGCGAGCACAAGCUGAGCCCAUCAACCUGGACAGCUGUCUCCGUGCUUUCACCAGUGAGGAGGAGCUAGGGGAAAAUGAGAUGUACUACUGUUCCAAGUGUAAGACCCACUGCUUGGCAACCAAGAAGCUGGAUCUCUGGAGGCUUCCCCCCAUCCUGAUCAUUCACCUUAAACGAUUUCAGUUUGUAAAUGGUCGAUGGAUAAAAUCUCAGAAAAUUGUUAAAUUUCCUCGUGAAAGUUUUGACCCUAGUGCUUUUUUGGUACCAAGAGACCCGGCUCUCUGUCAGCGUAAACCACUCACACCCCAGGGGGAUGACCUCUCUGAGCCCAGGGUUCCGGGAGGAGACGUGAAGAAAGUGGAUGCUCAGAAUUCAGCUGGGGAAGAGGAUGUGCUCCUGAGCAAGAGCCCGUCUUCACUCAGUGCAAACAUCAUCAGUAGCCCUAAAGGUUCACCUUCUUCAACAAGAAAAAGCAGAACCAGCUGUCCCUCCAGCAAAAAUAGCAGCCCUAACAGUAGCCCUAGGACUUUAGGGAGGAGCAAAGGGAGGCUCCGGCUACCCCAGAUUGGCAGCAAAAAUAAACUGUCAAGUAUUAAGGAGAACUUGGAUGCCAGCAAAGAGAAUGGGGCUGGACAAGUCUGUGAGCUGGCUGAUGCCUUGAGCCGAGGGCACAUGCUGGGGGGCAGCCAAACUGAGCUGGUCACCCCUCAGGACCACGAAGUAGCUCUGGCCAAUGGAUUUCUGUAUGAGCACGAGGCAUGUGGCAAUGGCUACAGCAAUGGUCAGCUUGAAAACCACAGUGAAGAAGACAGUACCGAUGACCAAAGAGAAGAUGUUCAUGUUAAGCCUAUUUAUAAUCUAUAUGCAAUUUCGUGCCAUUCAGGAAUUCUGGGCAGGGGCCAUUAUGUCACUUAUGCCAAAAACCCAAACAGCAAGUGGUACUGUUAUAAUGACAGCAGCUGUAAGGAACUUCACCCUGAUGAAAUUGACACCGACUCUGCCUACAUUCUUUUCUAUGAGCAGCAGGGGAUAGACUAUGCACAAUUCCUGCCAAAGAUCGAUGGCAAAAAGAUGGCAGACACGAGCAGCAUGGAUGAAGACUUUGAGUCCGAUUACAAAAAGUACUGUGUGUUACAGUAAAGCUGCCACUCUGACUGCUAGACAGGCUGGUGGUGAGGGAGAUGGCUCCCUGUAGCUAACGUUUGGCAGAAGCGUCGCUGAAAGGCAAGCUAAAUGUAGUUAUUUUAUCCCGUGACCCUGAAGCACAAAAUAAAAAUCCUAAUUAAAAUAGCAGUUAGCAUAACAGUAGUAAUACUUUGGUUUGGAAAUGUCUCACACAAGCCCUCUGGUAGAGAACUUUCAGGCAGAGCCCACCAUUAGCCUGUAAACAAAAGGGUUUGGCACCAGCCACCUGGGACCAAAUAGGAGCUAAAUUGUGUUUGUCCAGAUAUAAACAAACAUGUAGUGAGUGUAGAGUUUACCAAUAACCAUAACAAAAUGCUAAGAAUUUCCUUGGAGUCAAAGUCAAACAAAAAAUUGUAGUGUUGUCUGGGGACGACAUGAUAUGCUGCCUCCUUUUUCCUGAAGUUUUAUUCAUUAUAUUGACAAGAUGGACAAAGCAAGAUCAGAAGGCGUACAAAGGAUUCUUCUGGCAUGGACACACAUUUUUCUAUUUAUUUUUUAAACUAUUUCCCCCACUCUUUCUAUGCCUUUCUUGCUUUUCGUUUCUGUUGUUGUGUUUGUGUUUGAGACACAACCAGUCAUUCGUGGCAGAGGCGUAUAGAAGUGGUCAGUUCGAAAGGGAGAAUCUCUUAAGAGCUGUGUGCCUUCUGCCCAGGGCCUUGGUCGGUCGGAGACCCUGUAGGGGGAAAAACAGCAUCCUGGGAAAUCCAGCUGAAGUACCCCUGCCCAUAGAGGCAUCUUACUUGAGGAUACAAGUGUCCUCAGAAAUGGAUCCCCCACCUCUGCUGAAGUGCAGUAGGACAGUUGCCAAUAUUUGCACCAUGGUCGCAUGCCCACGUUGCACAAGAGCUUCUGAGAGGGAAGGUGGCAUCAAAGCUAGAUGGUAUUUUACAGCUAGGGGUUGUUUGUUCUUUGUUUCUUUGUUUUGCACUUUAAAAAGAAUACAUGCAAAUGAACUUUUUAAAACAUGUUCAUAUUUGAUGGCUGUAAGGGCUAUAAAUUAACUUGAAUAUGGGGUAUUUUGCCCCAUCAUAUUAAAUUUAAAAACAAAACACAUCCCAGACACUGAUGGUGUGUAUUUUUAAUUUAAUUGGUGGGUUUAGGAAGUAAGCUUUUAUUUUGUUUGCAUGUCCAUUUUUUAAAUCUUGGUGUUUGUCUUUUUCUUUCUUUUUUAAAUAAUUUCACAGUAGUGGUCAUCAAAAGUUAUGUUUCUUUGCUCACUUCAUUUUUUUCCUCUGAUAAUUCAAAACUGGAACAAAAGUAUAAAUGUUAUUUAUCUCAGGCAGCAUUUUUUUUCCCCCUGUGUUGUUUUUAAAUAUAUGUGAAGUAAAUAUUUUCCUUUUUUUUUUUUUCCAGCCUUUUUUUAGUCAUCUGGACCCUGGAAAUGAUUCUCAUUAAUUGUCAGAUUUCAUUAACCUUCCUUCCUUACAGAUAGUAGGUACCAGUGUAAUUAAGCAUUUGUGUUCUGAUAUCUGAGGCCGGUUAUCCAGUUCUUCUCAGAGCAUUUGGAAAGGUUGUUUUAAAUGGAUACCUAAGUUGAAACCCUAUUCAGGAUAAGACUGUAAUCACAAGUAGGAAGGAAUGGCCUAAAUGGUAAAAUAUGAUAAAGUCAGACAAAAUGCCGGCUUUAUAGUUCCAUGAUUUCAGUAUAUGAAAAUCUGUCCAUUUCUACCUGGACAGGUCCCAUGAAAAAGUGGAAGAUUUAAAAUAAUUUCCUUACAGAUGUUUUAUUUAAGCAGGUAGCACAAUCUACUAAUGUUGUUUGAUCUGUGUUUGUUAUAUUGGUUGUAAUUAAUUUUUUAAUUCAUGACUAGCAGAAAAUUUAUGAAAUUAACUAUUAACUACAUUCACCUUGUAAAUUACUGUAUAAAACUUGUUGACAAUGCACUGACUUUAGAAAGAUGUUAAUGUACAUAAAUAGAGUGUAAAUAAAAUAGUGUUGAUGUACUGAAAUAUGAACUGUAUAAAAAAGUAUUGGUAAUUGUAAAUGGAGUGUACCUGUUUAUCUGUAACUAUUAUCCAAACAAAUUAAAUACUGUGGAUGCAUCUAUGUGCUGUUUUUCCUCUAUACAAGUAAACACCAAAAAGUCAGA